CGUAGAAGAAGAAGAGACGCGGAAGUAGAGCAGGAUAAACAGCCCUGUGGUCCUGCUGUGGGUCCGGGUCCAGUUAUGGAGAGUCCGGAGCUGAGUUUUUCCCUGGCCUACAUUGUGUUCUGUCUCUGCUUCGUGUUCACUCCCACAGAGUUCCGGUCUGCAGGUCUCACCAUCCAGAACCUGUUCAGUUCCUGGCUCGGGAGUGAGGAUGUGGACUUCACUUCGUACCACGUCCGCAGGACCAGCGUCACCGUGCUGGUUCACUCCGCCCUGCCUCUGGGGUACUACAUGGGCAUGUGUCUCGCUGCUCCUGAGAAAAACCUGACAUAUAUCAACCAGGUGAGUGGCUUUUGGAGGACGUUCCUGCUCGUCUCUCUCGGCCUCCAGCUGCUCGGCUGGAUACUCGUCAUUUAUUGGUCCCGCCGUAACUGGACCUAUCAUCCAAUUAGCCGGGUCCUGCAGGCCCACGUCCAGCCCCCCUACUCCAACUGGGGCAACGUGGCCUCCAGCGUCAACACCGAGUUUAGACGCAUCGACAAGUUUGCUACAGGAGCUCCGGGAGCCCGGGUCAUCAUCACCGACAGCUGGGUGCUGAAGGUGACCACCUAUCAUCUGUACAUGGCCCUGCAGUCAGAUUGUCAUGUGACCGUGACAGAGUCCAGACAGCACCAGCUGAAUCCAGACUCCCCCUCCCCCACACAGAUCCUCACCCUGAGAGUGGAAAGCAUCAACCCUGCUGCCAAGGCCUUCUACAUCAGUGUGAACUCCACAGAGUACUCUGAGCUCAGGGAGAAGCUCCACGCUCCCAUCAGGAGCUCUGCUAACGUGGUGAUCCAUCAGACCAUCAGUGAGCUGUUCCUGGACACCUUCAGGGCUCAGGUGGAGCUCAACCCCCCGUACACACUGCCCAGUGGACAGGAACUGGAGCCAUGUAUUGGCUGUAUGCAGGUUCCUGCUAACAGCAAGUUGGUCACACUGUGCAACACCGAAGACUUGGACUCGGACUGUCAGCGGUGUUUCUGCAGACCCAUGUGGUGUCUAUCCUGUCUUGGUCGGUGGUUUGCGAGUCGUCAGGACCAGCAGAGACCUGAGACCUGGCUGUCCAGUCAAGUCCCUUGUCCCACCUGCAGAGCCCGGUUCUGUAUCCUGGAUGUGUGUGUGGUGACACGCUGACCCACACACACAUGAGGAGGAGGAGGAGGAGGAGGACUGAAUGAAGCGGCCCUCAGACGGCUGUGAGCCUGUCAGGAGGAGUUGAUGCUGAAUCAGCGGUGGUCCAGACUCUGUGUAUUUACACUCUGUACUUAACCUUCAGGUCCUGCAGACAGAGACAAAGGGACCGGAGCUCAGAGAGGCUCUCAGACUGGGACUCCUCUCUGAAGGUGUGUGUUCUCCAGAAACUGAAAUAGAUAAUAUAUAAACACAAACCAGGAGCUUUAACUGAAGAUAAUCAAAGUGUGACCCUCACAGAGAAAAGCUGUUCAAACAUGAGGACAGUGGUUUCAUAUUUACUGCAGUUUAUCUUAAAGGACGUAUUUACUCUUCAUCAGUGUUAUUAAACAUGAUCCACUCUCAGUGA
Messenger RNA from Notolabrus celidotus (New Zealand spotty), 1579 nucleotides. It is a transcript of the gene tmem129, whose product is annotated as transmembrane protein 129, E3 ubiquitin protein ligase. Gene Ontology annotation, cellular component: membrane; endoplasmic reticulum. The record is from RefSeq and is a predicted model, not a curated record. The transcript is spliced from 7 exons. Gene Ontology annotation, molecular function: ubiquitin protein ligase activity. Bases 76 to 1173 code for a protein of 365 amino acids. Lineage: Eukaryota; Metazoa; Chordata; Actinopteri; Labriformes; Labridae. Gene Ontology annotation, biological process: protein ubiquitination.